CUCGUCGUAAUUCGCGCCGCGGUGUACCGAGGAACAAUGUGCCCGACGUACCGCGUUAUUCUCUUGCAAACGUUCGUCAUCGUCGCAUAUGCGCAAACCAGCCAGAUCAUUCGCGAUUAUUUCGUCUACAAGAAGGUGACCAGAGUGGUGGGAUUCUCCUGCGGAGAUGUGGAUGAGGAUCUCCUCACGAUGAAACUGCUGACCGACGCCGGGAUGGCCACGGCGAUUAAACCGGCUGGAUUGCAAUUCGAUAUACCGAGGUACCUCGGCACCGAUCGGACCAUGGGCGUGUUUGUGGACAUACGGUGUCCGAAUCAGAACGUCAGCGGCAUUUUCGACGAAGGUACAGCCCAUCGCAUGUUCGACUAUUCAUACGUCUGGCUGAUCUUCGGGAGCAACUUGAACGACAGUUUGCAGAGCCUGAACGACAGUGGCUUCAGCAUCGUCACGGAUUUUGCGAUCCUGCUGCCGAACGAUACCGAUUACGUCCUCUACGACGUGUACAAUCACUGCAAAAUGCGCGGCGGAUUGCUCAACGUCACAUGGCUCGGCAGUUGGCGAGAGGACGACGGGCUCACGAUCAAUUUGACCGAUUGGAGGAUCAACAGGCGGCGAAAUUACCACGGAUUGCGAGCCAAGGCGGCCGGAAUCGUGCUGCACAAACCAGAGCACAUGAGCUUGGUAGAUUAUCUGGAGGGCGACGGCCUCGAGGUAAUGGACAAUUGGCCGAAAUUCGGACACACUCUUCUCUCGCAUGUCGCCGACGUGUUUAACUUCACGAUGGAUCUCAUCGGGAUCGAUCAUUGGGAGAAGAACGACAGUUACGGCCCCCUGAUGAGCACCUUGAAGAGGGACGACGCCGAUUUGGGCUACUAUCCGUCCAUCCUGACGAUCGAGAGAUACAGUUACGCGCGUGUCAUCUUUCCGCAGUGGCCCACGCGUACCUGUUUCAUGUUUCGUACCAUACCGGCGAUGAAGAUGAAACCCUGGAUAAUACUAAAGCCGUUCGCGGCAGACACGUGGUACAUGAUCGUCGUGAUGGUGGCGAUUACAGUUCUCAUCCUGUCCUGCAUACUGAAGCUGGAACGUGCCGACGAUUACGGCUACAGCAUCUCGGCACUGAUCACCAUAGCCGCGUUAUGCCAGCAAGGUUUCCCUUCCCUCACCGAUCAAUCGGCCAGUCGAAUCGCCUUCAUUCAGAUCACGCUCUUCGGCCUGCUGGUGUACAAUUACUAUUCGGCGGCGAUAGUGUCGGCCAGAUUGAACGAGCCUCUUCAAAAGAUGAACGACUCGCUGUACUCGCUGGCGCACAGCAGGAUGCAGAUGGCGGCCGAGAAGAAUGUCUUCUUCGAUUUUCUGCUGCGGAACAAAAGACCGGAUGUGCAAUACUUCAAGAACUUUUGGAACGCCGUACCGGAAUCGAAGAGAUUUAUCUCGCUUGAGGAAGGCGUGGAAGGAAUAAUGAGGGGAGGCUUCGCUUAUCACGCGGAUCCGGACGAUAUCUAUCCGAUGAUCGAGCUUGCGUUCGACAAGCAGAUGAUAUGUCAGCUGACAGAAGUUCACCUGCUGCAGUCCGAGUUGGGCCUGUGGAGCAAUCUUAAAAGUCACUUUCACGAAAUCUCUAAAAUAGCAUUAUUGAAAAUAAACACUUCGGGGCUACGGCGACGAGAGAUACGUCGCCGGUCGGCCAGGAGGCCUUAUUGCCCGAGCGACGAGAUUUUCGUCUCCAGUGUGACCAUCUACGAGGCGGCGCCGAUCUUGUUUCUUCUGCUUUUCGGCAUGAUAUUUUCGCUCAUCGUAUUUGGCAUCGAGCACUUUAUCUCCCGCACGAUGAAGUCGAGGCGAAAAUCGGGUAUUACACCGAGUAUUACACCAGACGUUAAGCCAGGCAUUAAACGAGGCAUUAAGCAAAGCGUUAAACCAAGUAUUAAACCAGGUGUUAGAACAGACAUUAAAAUCGAUAAGAAAAAUAAGCUACUGCUAAACGAUAAAGGUCCGCCCAAGAAUAACGUCACUCUGAUGCUCCCGGAAGCAAGUAAUCUCUUCCAACAAGUACUAAUGUCGAAGAGAUAUCAGUAAAGGGUAGAUCAGAUCGGAA
This is a messenger RNA of Wasmannia auropunctata (little fire ant), 2098 nucleotides long. RefSeq lists its product as uncharacterized. The record is from RefSeq and is a predicted model, not a curated record. Lineage: Eukaryota; Metazoa; Arthropoda; Insecta; Hymenoptera; Formicidae. The transcript is spliced from 9 exons. The coding region runs from base 37 to 2079 and encodes 680 amino acids.